Suillus subalutaceus is the source of this 658-nucleotide messenger RNA. Its product is annotated as cytochrome b-c1 complex subunit 8. Gene Ontology annotation, biological process: mitochondrial electron transport, ubiquinol to cytochrome c. The record is from RefSeq and is a predicted model, not a curated record. The transcript has 5 exons. The coding region runs from base 90 to 395 and encodes 101 amino acids. Lineage: Eukaryota; Fungi; Basidiomycota; Agaricomycetes; Boletales; Suillaceae.
CUUGUUUGUUCCUGCCGGAAAACAUCGGGUCUAAACAUCCAACGCCGCACCUACCAUUCAGCCAACGUCGGUGUAUCACUUCGCCCAUCAUGCGUCCCACCGCUGCACGUCUAGAGGGAAUGCCUGGACCUAAAACAUUUUGCCCUUGGUGGGGUGACACCAGCAUGCAAAAACAGAGAGGAGUGGUUGUUUACAGCGUCUCUCCAUUCAGACAGCGGGGCUCAAAAGCCGUAAUUAGAGGCUGGCUAUUCAACGGCUACAGGCGUCUUGCUGCCCAAGUUCCUUACUGGAUAGUCCCCUUUGCUAUUGGAUAUGGAACAUACACUUGGGCCAAACGCCGUGACGCUUGGCAGAACAGCAAGGCUGGACAUCUUGCGCUGGGUGGUCACCACUGAGGCAUCAUGUUAGAUUCGCCAGUUCUGAAAUAGACUUGUUUUCUUUUCAAAGCACACGUCUUCCUGAUAAGUAAUUGGGCGCGUGUCUUAACCGGAUUGUUCGUUUCCCUCUCGAGUUGGCUGAACUCUAACUCCUAUACGUAACUUGAUGAUACCAUACCAGUAAACGGUGGCCUAAUAUUCGUCAUUCUAAGGAGCAAUCUGACCUGAACGCUAGUGAUUUGUGUAACCUUGGGAAGUCAUCAAAACGGCUCCGAGUCCUG